GCUGCGCGCGCCGUGGGGCGGCGACACCACGCGGAAACGGCUGUCAAGAGCGCAGAGGACCCAGUGAAGACACGAGGGAAGUCUUUUUAAUUCAUUCCGAGCUGGGUGGGAGAGGCGCGCCUCUCUUGGGCCCCUUGUCGCCUCUCCCCGCCCCCGGUAUGGAUGAACACUUCAACCUCAUAGACUCGCCGUCGACGCGCUACAGGGGAAACAACGCCGAGAAUCGCGGCUACGCGGAGACAGAAAAGGGCAGCAUGACGGUGAUGGCGGCGGAGUUGCUGGAGGAAUCGGCUGCGCUGCCCGGCCACCUGUCGCUGGAUCGGUAUGAGGCGGAGCACGAGUGCUGUGAGAGAGUGGUCAUUAACAUCUCGGGCCUGCGCUUCGAGACGCAGCUCAAAACUUUCAACCAAUUUCCGGACACCCUGCUCGGCGAUCCGAAAAAGAGGAUGCGCUACUUCGAUCCGCUCAGGAACGAGUACUUUUUCGACAGGAAUCGUCCAAGCUUCGACGCCAUCCUCUACUACUACCAGUCAGGCGGGCGCAUCCGGAGACCCGUCAACGUGCCCAUAGAUAUUUUCUCGGAAGAGAUCCGCUUUUACCAGCUUGGCGAAGAAGCGAUGGAGAAAUUUCGUGAGGACGAGGGUUUUAUCAAAGAAGAAGAGCGCCCUUUGCCUAGCCAUGAGUUCCAGAGGCAAGUCUGGCUUUUAUUUGAGUACCCGGAGAGCUCCGGCCCGGCCAGGGGCAUCGCCAUCGUGUCAGUACUGGUCAUUCUGAUCUCCAUCGUCAUUUUCUGUCUGGAGACUUUGCCUGAGUUUAGGGACGAUAAGGACCCGGUCACUGUAGCGCCUGUUAUAAACGGAACUGGCCCGUACGGGUCAGGCUCUUUUACUGACCCGUUUUUUGUUAUCGAGACGCUUUGUAUCAUCUGGUUCUCCUUUGAGCUGCUUGUCCGCUUCUUCGCCUGUCCCAGCAAAGCCACCUUUUCCAAAAACAUCAUGAACAUAAUCGACAUCGUGGCUAUAAUUCCGUAUUUCAUCACCCUGGGUACGGAGUUGGCCGAAAGACAGGGUAAUGGGCAGCAGGCCAUGUCUCUGGCCAUCCUGCGCGUGAUCCGCCUAGUGCGCGUGUUUCGCAUCUUCAAGCUGUCGCGCCACUCCAAGGGCCUCCAGAUCCUCGGGCAGACGCUCAAAGCCAGCAUGCGGGAACUUGGCUUGCUUAUUUUCUUCCUUUUCAUCGGGGUCAUUUUAUUCUCCAGCGCUGUGUACUUCGCAGAAGCGGACGACCCGGCCUCCAGCUUCAGCAGCAUCCCGGACGCGUUCUGGUGGGCCGUGGUUACCAUGACUACGGUGGGAUACGGAGACAUGCACCCGGUGACCAUCGGCGGGAAGAUCGUCGGCUCGCUGUGUGCCAUUGCUGGGGUUUUGACCAUCGCGCUGCCCGUGCCCGUCAUCGUCUCUAAUUUCAACUACUUCUACCACCGGGAGACGGACGGCGAGGAGCACGCGCAGUACCUGCACGCGGGCAGCUGCGAGCAUCUCGACUCCGCUGAGGAGAUGAAACGGACGCGCAGCACCUCGUCACUCAGCAAAUCGGAAUACAUGGAAGUAAAGAUCAGGUCCCUUAAAGAUUUCUGCUGAUGGGUAUUCAUAUGACAUGAUCAAGCUGACCUGUGGCUCAAUUCCAAACUGGGAAAACAAGUUAUAAAGCAGAGACAGAGCCCGACUGAUCAACAAGCACUAGGCACAGUACAAAGCACAGGACAAAGCACAAAAACUCAUCAGAAAUAUGUCCGUAUUGUUGUAUAUCACCUUUUCAUCAUAUGAAGACUCUAGAAGUGGCCUUCUUCAUUGGUUACACUGCCAGUUUGAAUGUAUAUAACCAAUCAGACCGACACUCAAGGGGCAGAAGCUGAUUACCUUUGACAUCACUGCCUACUGCAGUGAGACAUAUAUAAGUGAGGUUGGUUUUUGUUAUGUUCUUCAUGUAUUCACUGUUUGUGCUGUUUUCAAACCAGGUGUCUGUGUAUAAGUGUGUUGAUACUAAGGCAGUGUUUAUGUAUUAACUAUAUUAUUAGACAUUCCAAGCACCGAAGCACCAAAAUUCUCAAUGUUUUUUGAUGAGAUGAACUAA
Molecule: messenger RNA, 2130 nt
Organism: Neoarius graeffei (lesser salmon catfish)
Lineage: Eukaryota; Metazoa; Chordata; Actinopteri; Siluriformes; Ariidae
Gene: kcna3a
Product: potassium voltage-gated channel, shaker-related subfamily, member 3a
Exons: 3
Coding region: 159-1637 (492 amino acids)
Biological process (GO): potassium ion transmembrane transport; protein homooligomerization
Cellular component (GO): voltage-gated potassium channel complex; membrane
Molecular function (GO): protein binding; delayed rectifier potassium channel activity
Source: RefSeq, a predicted model, not a curated record